GCUGGGCGGGCCUGGCGGAGCCAUGGCGGCCGUGCGGGGCCUGCGGAUCUCCGUGAAGGCGGAGGCGAGCACGACCACGGCGGAGCCGCGCGGCCCCGAGCCCGAGCCCAUGGAGGUGGAAGAGGGAGAGCUGGAGACCAUCCCUGUGAGGCGCUCGCUGCGGGAGCUCAUCCCGGACACCAGUAGGAGAUAUGAAAACAAAGCUGGAAGUUUCAUCACUGGAAUAGAUGUAACCUCCAAGGAGGCAAUUGAGAAGAAGGAACAAAGAGCCAAACGCUUCCAUUUUCGGGCUGAGGUGAACCUGGCCCAGAGGAACGUGGCCCUGGACCGGGACAUGAUGAAGAAAGCAAUUCCUAAAGUAAGGCUGGACACCAUUUACAUUUGUGGAGUGGAUGAGAUGAGUACCCAGGACAUCUUUGCCUAUUUCAAAGAGUAUCCUCCUGCUCAUAUCGAGUGGCUGGAUGACACUUCAUGUAAUGUGGUCUGGCUUGAUGAAGUGACAGCAACACGGGCUCUAAUAAAUAUGAGUUCCCUGCCUGAUCAGGAGAAAACAAAGAGCAGAGAAAACAACAAGGAGAAGACAGCUGAAAAAACCAAGAAAGAAAAACAGGAGGAAAGCUCUGAUGAUGAGACAGAAGAAGGAGAGGUUGAGGAUGACAAUCCCAGUGAUGUGGAGUUGGAUGCCCUCUCCCAGGUAGAAGAGGAUUCUCUCCUGCGAAAUGACCUUCGCCCUGCCAAUAAACUGGCUAAAGGAAACAAGCUAUUCAUGAGAUUUGCUACUAAAGAUGACAAAAAGGAGCUGGGAGCUGCCAGGAGAAGCCAGUAUUACAUGAAAUAUGGCAAUCCAAAUUAUGGAGGCAUGAAAGGAAUUCUUAGCAAUUCUUGGAAGAGGAGGUACCACUCCCGCAGGAUCCAUCGGGAUGUGAUCAAGAAGAGGACGCUGCUUGGGGACGAUGUGGGCUUGACUCCUCCCUACAAACACCGGCACUCAGGCUUGGUGAAUGUUCCCGAAGAGCCCAUUGAGGAGGAGGAGGAGGAGGAGGAGGGGGAGGAGGAGGAUGAGGACAUGGAUGAAGAUGAGCGGGUGGUGGUGGAGUACCGCGAUGAGCUGCAGGCGUUCCGGCAGUCGCGGGAGCGCAGCGCCGCCCGCAGGUCCAGCGCCUCGGACUCGGAUGAGAUGGACUACGACCUGGAACUGAAAAUGAUUUCCACCCCCUCGCCCAAAAAAAGCAUGAAGAUGACCAUGUAUGCUGAUGAGGUGGAGUCACAGCUGAAAAAUAUUAGGAAUUCCAUGCGAGCAGAUAGCAUAGCCACCAGCAACAUCAAAAACAGGAUUGGCAGCAAAGGAUCCUUGGAGAAAGUUGCAGAUGUGAGGCUCCUGUUGGAAGAGAAACGUCAGAAUAACUCUGGGCCACGGCAGCCAAACAGCACUAAUGAUUCACUUUCUCUUANGAGACUGGGAAAAAGGCCACACUCUCCAGAAAUCAAAGCCCCAAGCAGUACCUGUGCUCCUCGUCGAGAACCAAUCUCAGAUGUGCACAGCAGGCUGGGAAUCCCCAAACAAGAUGUGAAAGGCCUCUACUCUGACACCAGAGAGAAGAAAUCAGGUAAUUUAUGGACCAGAUUGGGGUCUGCUCCAAAGACACAGGAAAAGACUCCAGAGAAAGCUGAAAACUCUGUGGCAUCUCCAGAGGAAGAUGACUCUGAGCUGCAGAGGGUUUGGGGUGCUCUCAUUAAGGAAAAAGAACAGUCCAGGCAAAAAAAGAGUCGCUUGGAUCAUUUACCCUCGCUACAAAUCGAGAUCAGCCGGGAAAGCAGCUCUGGCUCAGACUCUGAAUCAUGACUGGUUCCACAGCCUGACCCUCCAGGUGGUGACUCUGCAGCCUGGCAGGAUCCCCUUUGCCCAAAAGCUGGACACUGGCAAAGACUCUGCAGUGAAGGAAGUUUCUCUGCUCCUUUUCUACAACAAGAGAGGCAUAAACCACUUGAACCCUAAAGCAAAGACGUUUGUCUGGAGUGUGUGGCUGGCCCUGUGCUCUGUAGGGCAUUGUCAUCUCUGUUUGUGACAGCAAACCUGUAGUCAAUUGUAGCAAAACAUUUUCUCCCCCGAGCUUUGAACUUAAAAGAUGAGGCAGAAAUGCUCUGUAUUUUUAAGGAGACCUUUUCUGUUCUUGGUAUUUUCAUCAUGGAGGCUUUUAACAAAAUGUUUGACACACUUCAUCCAAAGAACAGGGCAUCUCAUGAUCCAGAUCAUUGCCUUGCCCUUCUGGCUCUUACCAGCACCUUUCCUUUCCUCCUGAAGUAAUAACAAGAAAGCUUCCUGGGUGGGCAGCCAGCAGGGAUAAAGCAUGAAGGGAUUGAUUAUCACAUUCCCUUCUUCCAACACACUGAAUGUAAAUCCAAAUUACACAUUUUUUACAGUUAAAUUCCAUGUAGUUGUCCCAGUGGAAUACAAGGAAUCCUGCUCAUUUAUUUUGGUGAUACCACAUUCUGCUGUAGCAGGGAUUGAGAUAUUCAGGACUGCCAAGUUGGAUGUUUAAUAAUUGUGUAAAUCCCUGAGGGUUUGGGGUUUUUUUGUUUUUUUGUUUUUUUUUGCUGUUGUUCUAUGAGGAGGGAUUAUAUUCCUUUCAUUCCACCUAGAUUAUGUGCUGAAGCAAUCCAAGAGCUGGAAAACAUUUUUAUAUUUGUGAGAAUCUUCCUGUUGGCCAUGGUGAAAGCUCUAGUGGUGUUCUCCUCUGUGCUGUUCUCUGUCUAUAUAGAAGUGAAGAGAAAAGGAAAACUUUAGGAUCACUGUCUCCUGUCAAUAUUUUGGAUGUUCUUCCUGUAUAGUACACGUGGAUGUGGACAUGGGUGACUUGUUCCAUUCAUCUUUUUUACCUGCACAUUUUCACCGUCCCUGGGUAGGACAAGGGUUUGAUCAGUGUGCAACUGCUAUUUUUUUUUUUUCAUGUUGCCAGUAAUUCUGAGUGAGGAAUAAUGGAGCACAUCACAUUCAGGUAACCAACAGGUAGCAAAACCAUUUUAAUAGUCUGAAAUCUGUUUGCAUUGUCCCUGUUCCUUGGUUCAGUCAGUCCAAAAUACCUGUGAACUUCUCUUCCCAUUUCUGCUUUUAGCAAGCAAAUUUUUCCCUUUUUUUUCUUUUCUUUUUUUUUUUUUUUAAUUUUGCUCCCCCUAUUUUUGUACUAAGUUGAAGUAGGUUUGAGGUUUCAGCAAGGAAUGUGCAAAAUUAACUUUUCUUCUGCUUUAUGAUGUGUGAGGAUAGCAGCAUGUAAAAUGAAAGGUCAAAUGACAGGCACAGUGAUGACUGGAGGGGCAAUCUGGGGGCUGAGCAGGCUUCAAGCCUUACUCUUUCCUUGUUUUGUGACACUCAUCCUUGAUUUUAUAUUUAAUUAUUGAAUAUAUAAAUGUCUCAUAAAAGUACUGUUGAGAAAACGUCUGCAAUGUGUGAUCACUGUAAUAACUCAUUUCAAACGAGUGCUUUCAUUGAUAUCCUCUCCCCAAGCUUUCCCAGAGGGUCACAUCUCUCCAGAUCCUGAUAAAAUUUAUUCCACCAGUUUCUUUUUGCCAGUAAA
This is a messenger RNA of Sturnus vulgaris (Common starling), 3572 nucleotides long. NCBI's taxonomy places the organism in Eukaryota, Metazoa, Chordata, Aves, Passeriformes, Sturnidae. The record is from RefSeq and is a predicted model, not a curated record.